Molecule: messenger RNA, 1167 nt
Organism: Mycena indigotica
Lineage: Eukaryota; Fungi; Basidiomycota; Agaricomycetes; Agaricales; Mycenaceae
Product: Short-chain dehydrogenase/reductase family protein
Exons: 6
Coding region: 1-1167 (388 amino acids)
Source: RefSeq, a predicted model, not a curated record
AUGAUUCGCUGUGACUCGGAUCCCACACUGUCGAUCAGGUGGACAAAUUUUCUCUUCCCGACCAAUGCGUCCGCGUCAGCGACUGUCCCUUGUCCCCCGCCGCCACCUUGCGCGCUACGGCCGUACUCGACGAUGGGCAACGUUAUAGCGGCCCUUGCACCGCAAUCAAGUCUCUCCGUGGACCUCUGGCCGCCUCCGCCCACAUUUGACCUCACCCGCGACAUUCCGGACCUUUCAGGGUAUGUCGCACUCGUCACCGGCGGCAACUCGGGUAUCGGUUACUAUGUCGUCCAGCAUCUUGCGCGCAAAGGCGCGAAGGUAUACCUGGCUGGGAGGAACAGCGCCAAAACCCACGAGGCUGUGGCGCGGCUGAAGGCAGACGGGGAGGUGGUGUUUCUGGAGGUAGACUUAGCGGAUCUCCGGAGCGUGAAGCGGGCAGCGGACGAGUUCUUGGCGAUGGAAAGGCGGUUAGACAUCUUGGUCAACAACGGGUGCGUUCUUCGCGCGCUUUCCCUUUGUACGCUUGCUCACUAUGGUAUCAUCCCCAGUGGCGUCAUGAAUCCCCCGACUACUCUUUUAACCGCACAAAAUCUUGACGCUGCUUUUGGCACCAACAUCGCAAGCCACCACCUGCUCACGACACUGCUUCUCCCCGCCUUGAAGGCUUCGCAUGCCGCUACGGGAAAGCCCGCGCGGGUACUCAGCACUGCAUCAAGCACGCAUACGCGGCCGAGCGGCGUGUCAUUUACGUCGCUCAUCGGGGGUAAAGAGCGAGACGAGUGGCUAGCGGAGCAAUGGGGCAUGCUACUUGGCUUCCAGCUCUACGCGCAAAGCAAGCUCAUCGGUGUCGUCAUCACCAACCAUUGGGCCAAGACGCACGCCGCGUUCCUUGUCGCAUCAUCCGUCCACCCCGGCUCGAUAAACACCGACUUGAAGAGACAUUUCCCUUCGGCGUUUCAACUGCUCUGGCAACUCGCCCUCAACCCUCCCUUGCGCGGCGCGUAUCCGCUUCUAUGGGCAGCCGCCAUCGCUUCGCCCUCCGAGAUCACCGCUGAGUAUAUCGUCCCCCCUGCGCGCAAAGGAGUCCCCAAUCCACUCACACGGGACGCCGCGUUCGAGAGACAGGUCGUGUCGUUUGUCGAUGACGUGAUCCAGGAUUAUUUGUAG